Vidua chalybeata is the source of this 1852-nucleotide messenger RNA. Its product is annotated as zinc finger protein 397-like. Gene Ontology annotation, cellular component: nucleus. The coding region runs from base 600 to 1799 and encodes 399 amino acids. Lineage: Eukaryota; Metazoa; Chordata; Aves; Passeriformes; Viduidae. Gene Ontology annotation, biological process: central nervous system development; regulation of transcription by RNA polymerase II. The transcript has 2 exons. Gene Ontology annotation, molecular function: RNA polymerase II cis-regulatory region sequence-specific DNA binding; DNA-binding transcription factor activity, RNA polymerase II-specific. The record is from RefSeq and is a predicted model, not a curated record.
CCGCUCGCACGCUGGGUCUGCAGCACCCCCUGCCCCGGGAGCAUCGCCCCCAGCCCCGAGCCGCAGCUGUUUAAACCUGCUCUGGACUGAACACCAGAAGAGCACCGGCAGCUCGCACCUGUGGCCCACCGGGCCGGGCCUGGGCCACGGAGGGACUGAUCAGAGACUGAGUGAGCCGAGCUACAGCCCACGGAGGGACAUCCUGAGUUUGUCAUCUCUUUUGGAGCGGCAACAGGAUUUAUUGUUUAAUAUUGUUCAUUUUCUGUGCCAGUGAGUGCUUUGCCUGUUAAAUCAACAGGUUUUUUUCUACUUUUCUCCAAGGAAAUCUUUUCCUGAACCGGUUGGGGGAGGGGCCACUUGAAUCUAAUUUCUAGAAAACCCCUUUGGGGGUUUUCUCCCAAAUUUGCUCUAAACCAGGACAGGGUGGUGGGGAGAGGGGGGAGCCCCAAGUGUCUGGAUUGGAGGGAGGCUGGAGAGGGGGACCCUCGUACCCCAAAACCCCCCAGCAUCCCUAAGCAGGACGCUGGAGAAGGGGGAUCCCCAGGACCCAUGGGAUCCCCCGCAGCCCUGAGACGGGGGAGCACCAGAACCCCAGAGGGAUGAGACUGGACAUGGGACACUCCUGGUGGCUUUUUUUGAUUCACUCUCGAUUUUUGGAUGUUUUUAUGGACACCUGGAGACUUCUGGAGAUGGAUUUGGGCAGGAGGAAUCCCCAACCCAAGGCAUUCACACCUUGUUUUCCCCCAAACCAGGAUUUCCCAUUCCCAAACUUUGGCUGGGUGGAGGAGGAGGCUGUGAGGAAGAGGAAGAUGCCCUGGGACAGCCAGGCAGGAGAGGAGGAAGUCAGUGCCCCUUUCCCCCUCUCUCCUGCUCCAUCUCCCAGCCCAGCACGGCCCCCGGCUGCAGGACAGCCCCGCUGCCGGUGCCGUCCUGACGGGGACGCACUGGGGGGAUCUCCUUGCCCUUCCCUGUGGCACGGAGGCAAAUCCCAUCCUCUCCUUGUCCUUCCUCCCCCAGAGCAGGAGCUGAGGAUGGAGAGCAGGGAGGACAAAUCCCCGCGGCAGAACCUCGUGGAAGAGGCCGUUUUGAGCGGCUCCACGGCGCAGGAACCCAACGGGGAGGAAAAGCCCCGGAGAUGCCGCACGAGGAGGGGCUGCAAACGCAGAUCACGGGGAUCUGAGGUGGAAAGACCCAGCCUGGGCUGGGGAGGCGGCCGGAGAUGGAGCCAGAGCUCGGAGCUGGUGGUCCAUGAGCAGCUCCAGGAUGGGGAGAAGCCCCACAAGUGCUCAGAGUGUGGGAAGAGCUUCAGGAAGAGUUUCAAUCUGCUCUGCCACCAGAGGAUCCACACUGGGGAACGACCCUACGAGUGCUUGGAAUGUGGGAAGGGCUUCAGCCACAGGUCCGACCUGAUUGUCCACCAGAGGUUCCACACUGGGGAGAGGCCCUACGAGUGUCCCGAGUGUGGGAAGAGGUUUCACACCAGCUCCCAUUUCCUUGUACAUCAGUGGAUUCACACAGAGGAGAGGCCCUUCUGCUGCCCCGACUGCGGGAUGGGCUUCAAGCACAACUCCACCCUCGUCACCCACCGGCGCAUCCACACCGCGGAGGCCCUACGAGUGUCCCCAGUGUGGGAAGAGCUUCUCAGCCCGCUCGUUCUUUACCCGACACCAACGGAGGCACCGCUGAGGGAAGCCCUGCGAGAGCCCCGCCUGCAGGAAGAGCUUCAUGCGCUGCUCCAGCUCCAUCCCCAUCAGAGGACCCAGGUUGGGCACAGCCCUGGUGACCCACAUUCCCUGUGAUACACAGAGGGAAGUGGCUGCUGUUCCUUUUCUUCUGUCUCUUUUUAUCUUCC